Molecule: messenger RNA, 2892 nt
Organism: Colletotrichum truncatum
Lineage: Eukaryota; Fungi; Ascomycota; Sordariomycetes; Glomerellales; Glomerellaceae
Source: RefSeq, a predicted model, not a curated record
AUGGACCCAGCAAGCAUCAUCGGCGUCGUCGCCGCUUCUCUCCAAUUCCUUGAAUUCGGUACCAAGAUAGCCACCAGAGCGUACCAAAUCAAGAACUCGACUACUGGCCAGACUAAAGAAAAUGCUACAAUCCUUGAAACCGUGAAUAGCCUCGAUAAACAUGUCACUCAUUUGGAAGACAGAUGGCGCGAGCACACGGCCAAGGCGACACCAUCGCAAAACGAGGGAGAGCUUCAAGAUGCGGUCAGCGAGUGCCGAGAAAUUGGCAGCACGAUGCAAGACAUUCUACACGGCCUCGCUAAUAACAAGAGCUCAAAGCCGUUUCAAUCAUUUCAACACGCCAUUCAAAGCGUAAUGGCGCGGGGGGACAUUGAAAAGCUCGCCGCAAGGUUAGAGGUUGCUAGAACCAGGAUCACCAUGGCCACUGUGUCGUGUGUUUUAGACGAAAUACACGUAACAAAUGCCUCUCUCGCACAAAUACACAAGAAGGCGGACUUUCUUGUCCAGUCCAGGCUGAGGGAAGAGAUUGCCUCUGAUGAAGAUCCAUCAGAGGAUGAAAAGGACGACGAUCCUGCCUUGGCAAGGUUCCCACAUGCUGAACUCCUCGGGAUUCCGGCCCAGAUUAAGACGGCAUGGGGUUCGAUUGAUCCGGAUAACCCGCUUCUAACGGCAUUAUUCGAUGAAUUGGUAACGAAGAUCUGGAAGCCAGACUGGGACGCAAAUUUCGACAACCACCAACGGGACCUUCCCUCCAUCCUGGAGCCAUCUUUGGAUGUAAUUAGGCAGGGAAUCGUGGCAUCUCUUCAGUUCCAUGUCAUUGACAAACGAGAGAAUGAAAUUGUGCAAAGCGCCGAAAACACCUUUGAGUGGAUAUGGCACAACGAACCGCCAAACGUCGAUGGGCAUCCUGCGUGGUCGAGUUUUCCUACCUGGCUCCGGCAAGACCAAACGAAGGUGUUCUGGGUCACUGGAGUCCCUGGAUCAGGCAAAUCUACUCUGAUGAAGUAUAUUCUUGGGCAUAAUGAGCUGAGAACGCUACUCUCAGAAUUGCGACCCGAACUGCCUACCGUUGUGCUGCACUACUACGCCUGGCACACUGGCACAAACGAGCAAAAGUCAUAUGAGGGAUUGCUCCGAACCAUACUUGCCCAAGGCCUGGCGGCAGUGCCCGAUAUUGUGGGAGUCGCUGCCAAAAGAAGAUGGGCCCUUUUCCGGGCUAUCCAGCCCGCCUCUCUCCGGGACUUUGAGCAAUUACCUAGAAAGCUCUGGGAACUCGACGAGUUGGAAGAAGUUCUUGGCUGUUUUCUUGCAGAACUGAAGGCGCGAAAGCAAGAAAUUGUCAUUUUCAUAGACGGCCUGGACGAAUUUGAAGCCCCUCCUACCGCCAUUGUUAAAAAGAUACAAAUAUUGGGCGCAAGUGGUGGUAUUAAAAUCUGUGCUGCGAGCCGUCCAUGGAGGGAAUUCGAGAAGGCGUUUGACCAAGGCCCUCUCCUGCGCAUGCACGACUUGACGAAAAACGACAUCUCAGCCUUCAUUAAACAAGAACUCGAGGAACUUCAAGCGUUCAAGGACCGCCAGUAUGAGAUUAGUGAGCUUACAGAACAGAUACGCACUAAGGCCAGAGGCGUUUUCCUCUGGGUCUCGCUUGUUGUCAAGCAGCUACGUCUCGGUGUGGAUGGUGGCAGAAGCUUUGCGGCUCUUCAACAAUCAAUCGACCAACUUCCCGAGAGGAUCCAGGAGCUAUAUAGCGUCAUCUGGAAAAGAAUACCCGUGGCGUUUAAAACGGAUGCUUCCAAGCUGUUUCAGUUAUUCAAGGCUUCGGAGCGCUCUCGAAACAUGCUGUUCAUGUGGGUAGCCUAUGAGGGCAAACCGGCAAGCUUCAUGUUCGGAUCAAAAACGAUGCGUGGGAUCAAGGCGACCACGCGGAGGCGACUAGACAGCCACACAAGAGGAAUCAUACAACUCUCACAUACAGACGACCUCGAACUACUCCAUCGGACAGCGCAGGAGUGGAUGCUGGCGGCCUGGGACGAGAUCUGCUCGGAGGCUCCUUUAUUCAAUCCGCACAUCCAUCUCAUGAAUGCAUGGUUGGUGUUUUCCUGGCAUUGGGGCCCGAAAUCUUUUAACAACGCUUUGUUUCAUGCCUGCAGAGCAGCUUUACCGGCCGAAGCCCGAACAAGGGAGACAAUAUCUGAACGCGAUGCAGUAAACGAUCUCAUCAAUUCCUUUGAGGCGUUUGAGGAGACUACUUUGCAAUGGGGCAAUCAACAUUACCAUUGGAGGCCUUGGUUGAACGAGCUCGAAAUCCCCAACUUCGUGUCUCUGAUGGGACUCGUCGGUGCUUCCGAUUAUCUUCGAAAAUUGUCACAAUCGGGCAGGUUGGCAAAGUUUAUCAACUCCACAGAUUCCACAGAGCGACUCGAAUUGGCAUGGGUUAUCCUGGAUUCUAGACUGCUCAACUCUAAAGGCGAAGUACCGCAGACAGUCUUGGACUCAAAGUUCGAGUGCGUUAAGCUCUAUUUUGCAGGAGUGGAUGACCCAAAAGCCCUGUGCGGGGCAGUUGCUGCAGCAAGCGCAAUGGCUGAAGGCUGCUUAAGACUUUCCGGGACCCAGAGCCGCAUAGACUAUUAUAACAAGGUAAUAGCGUACGUGAAGCAGUGGACUAGGGAUCAAGGGCUGGAAAAGCAGUUUGCCGCAGCACGCAAAGCGCGAAGAAAGCUAGGCCUUGACGACGUACCAGUAAAUGGCUCCCAAGCUCAAGAACUCGACUCAGCUGAAGAUCAGCAUUCACCCUACGGAGUAGCUUUCACUGCUUUUAGCAACCCUCCGACUCCGAAAAAGUCAUUCCUCAGGAAUAGAAUGGCAAAACUUCGAGGUCGUCUAUCUAAUUAA